Messenger RNA from Exophiala xenobiotica, 3067 nucleotides. RefSeq lists its product as uncharacterized. The record is from RefSeq and is a predicted model, not a curated record. Gene Ontology annotation, biological process: regulation of DNA-templated transcription. Gene Ontology annotation, molecular function: zinc ion binding; DNA-binding transcription factor activity, RNA polymerase II-specific. Bases 207 to 1955 code for a protein of 582 amino acids. Lineage: Eukaryota; Fungi; Ascomycota; Eurotiomycetes; Chaetothyriales; Herpotrichiellaceae. The transcript is spliced from 2 exons.
CCUAAGGCCGCAGCCAAAAAUGUCAUAAUACAAUAUUGCAUAUGAGCACCUUUGGAUAACCUACAUUAACCACGCGACGCUGCUCAGAAGCGGAUGGCUUGCGAAGUGGACAACUACUGAAGGUGGUUGUCUAACGAUCCCAUUUAUGUUUCGGUACAGCUGCUUGAUCGGCAUUCGGUGACAUUGGUAUCAAAGGCUCGCAAGCCAUGGUUUACAAAGGACCGAGUCGAGGAUGCUACACAUGCCGCAAGCGACGGGUAAAGUGUGACGAAGUCCGACCAGAAUGUGGCAACUGCAAGAAGCGCAAGCAGCCGUGUUCAGGAUACCGGGAUUUGUUUGACACCCUGCACAAGGAUGAAACCCACACGCACACUCACACCGCGGCCCACAACAACAAGAAGGCACCAUCAAAGAAGAAUCCAAGAGUCGAGAUAGCAGAAGAUCUCGAUAUCGCCCUCGACGACCUUGUUUCUCCCGAGCUGAACACAUCAUCCACGACUUCUUCAUCAACGCCGCAAUCUGGAGAUGCCCUGAUGCUUAUUGAACCGACGCGAAACGCUGAAGCCGAAUGCUUAGCCUACUUCUUCGUGAACUAUGUCAAUAUCCCACGAGAUCCGAGCACCAACAUCUUCAUCGAGCAUAUUCUUCCGCUAUACUUGAAUUCUUCGCUUGAUUCCGCCCUAACUCAAGCUGCCAAUGCCGUCGCAAUCAAUGUGACGCAGAUGUGGAUGGCUCGAUACAUGGACUCCUAUCUAGCUCGAGGGACCUAUGCAAGGGCCGUGAGCUUGUUGAAAUGCGCACUAGAAGAUCCGAUCGAGUCCAAGAGCGACGACACCCUUGCUGCGGUGUUCCUGCUCGACUUCUACGACUCCCUGAACAAGCGCUUCGUUGGAUUCAUUGACAACGGCACACACCAGCAAGGAGCAGUCGCGCUACUACGGCAUCGAGGCGAAGAGAACUUCAAAAGCCCCACCUCACAGCGACUGUUCACAGCAUUGAGAAGUCGGCACAUCAGCUUCUCCAUGCAAACGGGACAGAGAGUCAUGUUGAACGAGGACUUGCUCACCGAAGACACUGCGAUCCUUCCGUCGGCAAAGUUAGACCUCAUCAAUGCCGAGCUUGCAGACUUACACGUCGCUGCCGCCGAAGGGCCCGAAACUAUAGGUACGAGCGCGGUUGAGUACUACCAGUCUAUCAUCAAGCGGGCCCUGGUGAUUGCUCAGAAACUCGAAGCCUGGAGAAAUUCCUUGCCCAAGUCAUGGCAAUCCGUCCCCAUUCCGGCCUCGGAACUCCAUCCUUCGAUCCGAGCCGCCGGCGUCUACGGCGACACUGUCGACGUUUAUUCCUCGCUGACAGUCUCUCACGUCAACAACGCUUCCCGGAGCUCGCACGUUGGCGCAUUCCGUCUCAUCGCACUAUGCCAGCGAGAACUCAAAGCUCUCGGCGUCGAGACGGACCAUCGGCUCCAUUCGAAUAUCAUUUCCCGUACGCAAGAGAUCGUCGACCGUUUCUGUGCUUCCGUGCCGUACCAUUUGGGGAAUCGGACCACGCUUACAUUCCCUCACGAGCACAGCGAAUACCCGCAUGUCCCUGAUGAGCUGCGGAAACUGGCAAACUACGUCGAUCCGUUCGGCAACCCCGUCGAAAUGACACAGGAAGACCAUAUCCGCGCCGCAGCCGCUAUAGGAGGCUGGUUCGUCAUGACACCACUAAGCAACUUUCUCAGGGCGCCAGCGCUGCAAUGGCCGAAUUCUCAACCCGGUCCGCUUGUGAGCCACUUGCGACCAGGCCAGAUGGAUUGGAUACGUGGUCAGAUGAAACGGCUCCAGGCGAUCUAUGGCCUACCGACGGCUUCGACGAGCAACUGGCAGUUUCCCAUAAGGAAUCUACGUCUGGGCGGAGACAAGACCAGUGGCCCCUUCAAGGUACUGAAUCGGCAGCUUUGGCAGGUGUGAGGAGUGGCAUUGUCCAACACAAGAUGACGCACAUGUUACUCACCGCGUUCAAGUCCAUCCACUUGGUUGUUGUCUCAGCGAUGCAGCUACCGCGGAACCGACGUUCACCCAAGGCCAUGACAUAAGGCAGUGCUGGCGGUCUAUCCGACAACACUCGGAGCACACGGCCACUGUCUGUUAUGCAGACGGGGAAUUCGCAAUUGUCCCUGACUUGGCGGUACAGAUUGCUCGAGCGCACGGGAAGUUCUUAUCCGAGCACGAGCCUGCAAGCUGUCCUCGGCCAAUGGGUCACAAGUAAGCAGGAAGCUCUUCAUGCCCCGGGUAUAUGCUCGGCACUAGGAGACAAUGUCCAAGUGACCCUACGAAAGUUGGGCCAGCGUUUGGGAUCGCAAUGAGCACGUGUUGCACACUGUGAGUUUAAUCGCUCAAGUGGUUCUAGUUGGUUUCCCACCGAGGGUGUUGCAUUUCCAGGAGGCUAGAUGUUGGGUAGUGCAGAACACCCUCGGAUUUGCGCCCGGACAUAGCCACCCACUCUGGAUGUGGAUUGCGCAAGCACAAACCUGGUCUAAGGCAAUAUCUAUGUUUUGGUGGUGGGCGAUUAAGUUUUGGGGUUCCUUUCAUCCUUGGAUAUGUGCCAUGUAGAGUUCAAAUUAAGAUUCUGACGUGCAUAUGCUGAGCGAUCAAGUUGAGGAGGACUUGCCUUUUCGGGUCAUAUGGAAGUCCUUCUGGGCAAUGCUUGUAGGGAUAGAAGGCAUUCCGAAAGUUUGUUGGUGUAAGCGAAGGUCAAAACAAGAGAGACUUCUGGAUCGCGGAAAGAUAUGGCGAUGUCGAUAGAAGAUACUCUGAAGCUCUGGGUGAACCCGGGCGGUUGGAGGAAGUUUGUAUGGUCGGAAAAUGGUCCUAGGUUACCUAGGGUUGCAAGAUAUUGCGGGGUGUGCGCGUAAGAGAGCUACAAAAGAUCAAUAGGUUACUCUCUCAGCUGGGUGUUGUAGGUCUAAUCUCUGCGCCUGAGAGUACUGUAACUUGGUUGUUAGCACGCUGGUGUUUGGGGGCUGACUAUUGUCUCAUUAUCGACAACCGUAACCUGCGGCAAUGUAAGUUAGUGUUUGUCU